AUGUUAAGCAACGAAGACACUCUGGAGUAUUGGAAUGCAGUUUCAUUUGGGAAGGUUAAGCAAAGGUUCAAAGAUAGAUUCAAGAGAGUGGCACAAACGAAGGAGAAAACGAAGCAAAUCUUAUCCAAGCACGCCGAUAAGAUCGCUAAACAAGCCGAGGAACAUGAAAGAUUCAUCAACAAGGUGACUCAUCUAUUGGGUGUUCUUGGGUUUGGGGCAGUUAGCUUCCUUUUAGGUGCAAGGCCUCAAGAUAUACCUUACUUGUAUUGUUUGUUCUUCUUCACCUUCGUUCCUAUUCGAUGGAUUUAUUACCGGUAUAAGAAAUGGCACUAUUAUCUUUUGGAUUUUUGCUACUAUGCCAACACAAUUUUCUUGGUCCAUCUUUUGUUCUUUCCAAGAAAUGAGAAGCUUUUCAUGGUUUGCUUCUCAUUUGCAGAGGGACCACUAGCAUGGGCAUUGAUCGCUUGGCGUUGUAGCUUAGUUUUUAGUUCACUAGACAAAACUGCAAGCGUCCUCAUACAUCUUUUACCUGGUGAGUUGGACCUCUUCUUUUGGUUGGUUUUCUUCACAAUUAGAUGGUGGGAUCUAGCAUUCUUUGCAGCCAUGCAUCCUCAAGGAACUGCUCAGAGUCAGAGAGUGUCAUGGCCUUAUGUAGAAAGCAAAUCUGACCUGUGGACAUGGCUAUUUGUAGUUCCUUUAGUUGCUUAUAGCCUUUGGCAGGCUCUCUAUUUUCUAAUUGUAAAUGUCUUCUGUCAACAGAGGCUUUCAAGAGAUCCUGAAGUCAUGACAUCUUACAGGGAACUCUCAAAGAAAGCACAAAAGGCAAACAAUAUAUGGUGGCGUUUAAGUGGUAUGCUAGGGGAUCAGAAUCGGCAGUUUAUGUAUAUUCUGAUCCAAGGCAUCUUCACAGUGGCUACUAUGGCAUUCACAGUCCCCAUAUUUAUGUCAUAUGAACUACACCUUAUCUUCCAAAUACUCAAGGUUUCUGCAACUACAUGGAAUGGAGGAUGCUUUUUACUAGAAGUUAUGCCGAGGCAGGUGGUUCUCAAGGAGAAGAAAAAAUCAGAAACGGAUAAGCAUAUACAAACUCAACAAGAUGAGUACUCAAUUGUGCACGAAAAUCCAAUGAAGACUUAUAAUCGGACGUCGUGUAUGUGCUGGAAGAUUCAGUGA
Messenger RNA from Ilex paraguariensis (yerba mate), 1173 nucleotides. NCBI's taxonomy places the organism in Eukaryota, Viridiplantae, Streptophyta, Magnoliopsida, Aquifoliales, Aquifoliaceae. The record is from the annotation of a GenBank genome assembly.